Salvelinus sp. IW2-2015 is the source of this 1506-nucleotide messenger RNA. RefSeq lists its product as uncharacterized. Gene Ontology annotation, cellular component: nucleus. Gene Ontology annotation, biological process: regulation of transcription by RNA polymerase II. Gene Ontology annotation, molecular function: DNA-binding transcription factor activity, RNA polymerase II-specific. The record is from RefSeq and is a predicted model, not a curated record. NCBI's taxonomy places the organism in Eukaryota, Metazoa, Chordata, Actinopteri, Salmoniformes, Salmonidae.
AUGAGGGGAAUGGAACCUCAACCCAGCACAUUAUUGUGAUGGAGUCUGCAGAUACAGAGGCUGCAGGUCCUGGGGUGAAGCCUGAAGGAAAGGAGGACCUACAGCAUAGCAUAAACAUCCAGACUGGAACGGCUGGAGCGCCCCCUAUAGCAACGGAGGACUCCACCACCGCACCAGCGCAGCCCAGAGCCGGCUCAGAGUAUUUACCGGUAUUUCACCAGAUCCAGAGGACGGUUCAUUCCCGUGGAGAUGGUGACGCACCAGUCACUGGCGUUGAUGAUCCAUCAUGUUCUUACAGUACAGAGAUGGACCCUGGCAACAUGCCCUUGGGUUUAGAGACACAGACUGAUCUGUCUAAAGGGGAAUGGAACCGGUACAGUAGUAGUAUAUACUCUGAAGGGUGCCUAGAUAAGAAAGGGGAGUGUCUGGUUGUAGAUGAGGUAAUUGUGAAAGUGGAGGGCGACGCUUCUCCCACAUGGAAUCCAGAUAGUCACCUAGGUGACGGACACUCACAGGGCAGAGAUUUCUUAGAUUACAGGGAAAGCUUAGAGACAAAUCCAAAUGUUUCGACCCACUCCCCUGUACACAUUCUCAGGGAUUGCGACCCAGUGUCCACGUCGAUGGGGCCUUCUGAUUCACACGCCCACGUCCUUUUCAAUCAGGUAUUGAACGCAAACGACAUGGCUAGAGCCCAGGCUCAGGGAGGGGGAGCCACAUCAGGCAAUAGUAAAGAGAAACGGUUUCUCUGCAUGUUCUGCAACAAAGGCUUCAGCUGCCCCCAGAAGGUGGAGAUCCACCAGAGGGUCCACACAGGGGAGAAACCUUUCAGCUGUACCCAAUGUCACAUGCGCUUCGCUGAGGCUGGCAGCCUGAAGAGGCACCAGAGGGUGCACACAGGGGAGAAACCCUACAGCUGCCCCCAGUGUGAGAAGAGGUUCUCCCACCAGCACCAUUUGAAGAGGCACUUGAAGGUCCACACGGAAUAGAAGCCGUUCGCCUGUAAGCACUGUCGGAAGAGGUUCUCAUAGAGGAGCUUCCUCAGGAUUCCACUCUAUAACAUAGAAAGUUACCAUUCCAUUCAAUGGCUUCUGAUGUUUAGAUCAAAUCUUGCCCUAAAGAUAGACUGAGCGAGAUGACGUAGAUCAAUUUCCACAACAUCAAAGAGCGUUGAAGGCCAAGACAUUUUGGGAUAUAUGCGCCUAAAAYGUCUUAACAUAAUUUAGCCCAGUACAGACACUAUGUUCACAAAUGCCUYUUUCAUUACUUCCAUUCAACUACUUUUUCURCUUCAAUAAUCACUUUUAUUAUUUAUUUUAUUUAUUUUUUACCACUUUUUCUCCCCAAUUUCGUGGUAUCCAAUUACAGUCUUGUCCCUUUGUUGCAACUCCCAUACGGACAUGGGAGAGUCMAAGGUCGAAAGCCCAGCCGAGCRGCUUCUUGACACAAUGCCGCUUAACCCGGAAGCCAGCCACACCAAUGUGUCGGAGGAAACACUGUACACCUGGC